Molecule: messenger RNA, 414 nt
Organism: Prunus armeniaca (apricot)
Lineage: Eukaryota; Viridiplantae; Streptophyta; Magnoliopsida; Rosales; Rosaceae
Source: the annotation of a GenBank genome assembly
AUGAACUACAAUGGCUAUGAUUCUUAUGGCUCAAAUUGCCAAUCCAUCAGCCAACAUGGUAACGACAACCACUAUGGCCAAUACAAUUUUACCCAUCAAGGUGGGUCUAACAACCAGUAUGACUCAAGUAGUCAAGUUGGUGGCCAAUAUGGUGGGUACAACUAUAUUCGCGGAUAUGAUCUUAUGAACCAAAAUGGUUUGAAUGAUCAAAAUGGAUUUGGUGGCCAAACUAAUCAAGUGGCAUGGGGGCAGUACCUUUACCUAGAUGGUCAAAAUAAUUCAACCAAUAUUUAUGAUCAGCCUAGUUAUGGCUCCCACCAAACAAAUCAUCCUAAUGGCCAUAAUGGCCAAAAUGUUCUUAACAUAAGUGAGAGGCCAUAUGUUGACUGCACGGACGAAGAACAUCAAAGUUGA